Suillus subalutaceus is the source of this 630-nucleotide messenger RNA. Its product is annotated as limkain-b1-type NYN domain-containing protein. Gene Ontology annotation, cellular component: peroxisome; cytoplasm. The transcript has 3 exons. Gene Ontology annotation, biological process: post-transcriptional gene silencing. The record is from RefSeq and is a predicted model, not a curated record. Lineage: Eukaryota; Fungi; Basidiomycota; Agaricomycetes; Boletales; Suillaceae. The annotation marks the transcript as partial. Gene Ontology annotation, molecular function: RNA nuclease activity; CCR4-NOT complex binding; mRNA base-pairing post-transcriptional repressor activity.
GUUUGCAGAACAGCAUGUUCAAUUUACAUUUAUCCUUUCUAAUGUGUGCAAACACUAGGCGCUGGGCGUCCAGUGAACACUGCACGGGAGGGCGCCAAAAUAGCCUGAGAAGCGGUUUAACGGCACCUCGACGCCUCGAGUUCGAAUUGAGGGACUACGUACCCGUGCCAGCCUGAGUCCACGACUUAUACCUCCCCUUCGCCAAUGCGAGCUUCAUGUCAAACAAUAAAAAGGUCGCUAUUUUCUGGGAUUAUGAAAAUUGUAGCCCUCCCUCGAAUUCGCAAGGACAUGCCAUUGUAAAUGGCAUACGACGAAUUGCCCAUGUCUUCGGAUACGUCACGUCGUUCAAAGCAUACCUUGACAUAUCCUCACAGUCCCCCAAGUCUGUCGGGUUUCGCUCUGACCUUCAGUCCUCUGGGGUGUCCAUGACCGACUGUCCCCACAACGGCAGGAAAGACGUCGUAGACAAGAUGAUCCUUGUGGAUAUGCUUGCAUUUUCCAACGAUCAUCCUCCGCCUGCCACCAUUAUCCUGAUAGCCGGUGACCGAGAUUAUGCCUACGCCGUAUCAACCCUCCGCCUUCGACAGUAUAAUGUCGUUCUCAUCGUACCUCCGGCGCCAAAUAUUCCAC